Molecule: messenger RNA, 2557 nt
Organism: Euleptes europaea (tarantolino)
Lineage: Eukaryota; Metazoa; Chordata; Lepidosauria; Squamata; Sphaerodactylidae
Gene: STAM
Product: signal transducing adaptor molecule
Exons: 14
Coding region: 17-1636 (539 amino acids)
Biological process (GO): protein transport to vacuole involved in ubiquitin-dependent protein catabolic process via the multivesicular body sorting pathway
Cellular component (GO): ESCRT-0 complex
Molecular function (GO): ubiquitin binding; phosphatidylinositol binding
Source: RefSeq, a predicted model, not a curated record
UCAGCCGCCGGGAACGAUGCCGCUCUUCACCAGCAACCCCUUCGACCAGGAUGUGGAGAAAGCAACCAGUGAGAUGAAUACUGCGGAAGACUGGGGACUCAUCUUAGAUAUUUGUGAUAAAGUUGGGCAGUCACGAACCGGGCCUAAGGACUGCCUUCGGUCUAUUAUGAAGAGAGUGAACCACAAGGAUCCUCAUGUUGCUAUGCAAGCAUUGACACUUCUAGGAGCAUGUGUUUCAAACUGUGGUAAAAUAUUUCAUUUAGAAGUAUGUUCAAGAGAUUUUGCUAGUGAAGUAAGCAACGUAUUAAAUAAGGGUCAUCCAAAGGUUUGUGAAAAAUUAAAAGCCCUCAUGGUGGAAUGGACAGAUGAAUUCAAAAAUGACCCCCAACUUAGUCUGAUAUCCGCUAUGAUAAAAAAUCUUAAGGAGCAAGGUGUUACAUUUCCAGUUAUUGGUUCACAGGCUGCAGAACAAGCAAAGGCAAGCCCAGCUCUGGUAGCCAAAGAUCCUGGAGUAGUAGCAAACAAGAAAGAGGAAGAAGAUCUAGCUAAAGCGAUUGAAUUGUCACUGAAAGAACAAAGACAGCAGCCAACUCCACUUUCCGGCCUUUAUCCCAGCACCUCAAGUCUCUUAACAAAUCAUAAACAUGAGGGCCGGAAGGUUCGUGCUAUUUAUGACUUCGAAGCUGCUGAAGAUAAUGAGCUGACGUUUAAAGCAGGAGAACUCAUCACUGUGCUUGAUGACAGUGAUCCAAAUUGGUGGAAAGGUGAAACUCAUCAAGGGAUCGGGUUAUUUCCUUCUAAUUUUGUAACUGCUGAUCUUACUGCUGAACCAGAAAUGAUGAAAACUGAGAAGAAAACGGUGCAGUUUAGUGACGAAGUUCAAGUUGAAACUAUUGAACCUGAACCUGAACCAGUUUAUAUUGAUGAAGAUAAAAUGGAUCAGCUGUUGCAGAUGCUUCAGAGUGCAGAUCCAUCUGAUGAUCAGCCGGAUCUCCCAGAGCUGAUCCAUCUUGAAGCAAUGUGCCAUCAAAUGGGACCCCUCAUUGAUGAAAAGCUGGAAGACAUAGACAGGAAACAUUCGGAACUGUCAGAGCUCAAUGUCAAAGUGAUGGAGGCACUCUCGUUGUACACAAAGUUGAUGAAUGAAGAUCCAAUGUAUUCCGUGUACUCAAAACUACAAAACCAACAGUAUUAUAUGGCACAGUCGGGUGUUUCUGGCUCUCAGGUCUAUCCAGGGCAACCUCAAAGUAAUGCAUAUCUGGUGGCAGGGAAUGCACAGAUGGGCCAUGUUCAAGGCUACAGUCUUCCUUCAGAGCAACUUCCAUCUCUCAGUCAAGGCACGGUUCCUCCAUCGGCAAGCUCAGGAUUACCUAGCCAGCCAGUUCAGACAUCUUAUACAAACACGAUGGUCGGUUCUGUUCCUGGAAGCACAUACUCUACCCAAGCCUCUGUGUACAGCCCACCCCCGGCUGCUACUGCUGACGUUUCUGCCUACCAGAAUUCCGGAACUAUCUCCCAGGUGCCAAACUAUAAUUUAGUCUCCUCCGCCCUGACUCAGCCACCAGGCAGCCAACCACCACAGCAACAGCCUCCAUCAUCACAACAAAACAAUUAUCCCCAGAAGGCACUACUAUAGGAUAUAGGACUUUGGAUUCCUAAUCUGCUCUAACCUCUGCUGAAGGCAGUUUACAAUGUUAUAAGUUUAUUCCUUUAAUAUCUUAAACAUGGGUUAUCCUCGGCUUAAUAGGAAUCUUUCUUGGGUGAACAAGUUUAAUGAUUCUAUUUGCACUGACUUUUUAGAAUUUUUUUUUAAUUUGCAAAUGAAUUAAACUACUUUAGGGCAUUUAAUUCCUUUUAAAAUGCCUAAAGCAUUGGUACAAGGGUUAUUUAUGUCUGCUGAAACUGGCUGGUUUGUGAAGACUCAACUUGGCAAACUGUUGUGGCAUAUAUGUUAUGUACAUAUAGUAUGUUUGUGUUAGUGGCUGUUUUUGAAUUACUAUGGUGAUCAUGUGAAUAUAUAACAGUGUUAAAUAAUUUACAUUACUGUUUUAUUAAUCAUGAACAGAUGGACCAUGUUCAUGGAUUUUAUAAGGAUGUCUGCUCAAGGUAUAGGCGAGAGUUCUAACCUGCAUAUCAUAAAUACACUUAAUAGGUUAUGGAUAUGCUCAUGAAACUGAACUGCAUAGUUCUCAUUAAUUACAUUGAAUGCAAGUGUGUCCUGCCUUCUGUAGCCUUUGGUGCUUCUACAUGACGUUAUCUACCAAAGUGAAGGGUCUGGGACUUCAGACACUCUGCAUUCAAAGAAAAUUCUGCUUUUAUGAAUAAUGGUGAUCUUCAGAAUAAUAACUUGCAAGCUGCUAAACAAAUGGGACCAUGAAGCACAUCUGAUCCAUUCAUUUUAUUGUUUAAAUAAUGUACCUGACAUUUCCAUGCUGGUUUUGUGUGUUUGUGUGUGUGUCUGUUACCUGAAUGCUGAACUUUAUGCUGUGUAUAUUGGUGGAGAUCACACCAAAGACAGGAGACACUUUGGAUGCGAGUAAACGACAUUUUUAAACUG